This is a messenger RNA of Fusarium pseudograminearum CS3096, 1008 nucleotides long. RefSeq lists its product as uncharacterized. Gene Ontology annotation, biological process: retrograde vesicle-mediated transport, Golgi to endoplasmic reticulum. The transcript is spliced from 2 exons. The record is from RefSeq and is a predicted model, not a curated record. Lineage: Eukaryota; Fungi; Ascomycota; Sordariomycetes; Hypocreales; Nectriaceae. The coding region runs from base 1 to 1008 and encodes 335 amino acids.
AUGACAGAGACAACACAAAGCCCAGAGGAUGCUGCUGCUCAGCGAGCUGCCGAGCAGGCCCGUCUUCGCAAGGAACGCCGCGAAGCAAAGCUCAAGGCUGGAGGUUCCGCAAGACUCAACAAGAUCACCGGUCUAGGGGGCCGGAUUCCAGGAGAACCUGAACCUGCUAUCGCAACUACCACAGCGACUGACGCUCCCACACCAGCUCCCGCUGCCUCAGCAUCUGUAGCAUCUUCGACUGCCCAGCAUGCGGACCCCGACGAAGUUGACAUCUCAGAACACUACUACGAGACCAAGCGCGCUGAUACUUCACGUGCGAGUGCCCCCGAGACCCCGGAGCCCAAUAUCUCAGAAGACCAGUUGCGACAGAUGAUGCUUGGCUUCGAGCGCGGCAAUGGUAGCGGCACUGCAAGCCCUGCUCCUGGUGGCGUCGAGGAGGACCCCAUGAUGAAGAUGAUGUCCCAGCUCAUGGCUGGUGCAGGACUUCCUGCAGGAUCCAUGCCACCUUUCCCUGGCAUGCCCGGCGCAGUACCUGGUCAAGGACAACCGGUACCUCAAACUGCUGUGCGCAGCAGUGCUUCUACAAACCUUUGGCGCCUUCUUCACGCCAUUGUUGCUCUUGGUCUCGGCUUCUACAUUGUUUUUCUCACCCCCUUUACCGGUAGCAAGAUCGAACGUGAGCGUGCCGCCCUUGCUGGCACAACACCUGCGGAUCCCCUUAUUGCAGCCGCCGAGCCCGAGAUGGAGACGGAGCUCGAGCAUCGCAAAAAGCUAUUCUUCUGGACGUUUGCGACUGCGGAGACUCUCCUCCUCACAACCAGGUUCUUCCUCGAUAGGAGGGGUAGCCCGCCUGCUGGCAUCGUGGGCACUGUGAUGCAGUUCGUACCACAGCCUGCCAAGGGUUACAUUGAAAUCGUGAUGCGCUAUGGUCAAAUCUUCACAACAGUGAGAAGCGACAUGUUGGCGUGCAUCUUCGUGCUGGGAGCAGUUGCUUGGUUCAAGGGAUAG